Molecule: messenger RNA, 297 nt
Organism: Dentiscutata erythropus
Lineage: Eukaryota; Fungi; Glomeromycota; Glomeromycetes; Diversisporales; Gigasporaceae
Source: the annotation of a GenBank genome assembly
AAAAUGCUGAAUUUCCAAGCCAUAAAGUUCUACGUGGGAAAUUAAGUACAAAAAUACAAGAACUUUUUAGAAUUAGUAAUCGGCAUGAAAGAAGAUAUUGGGCAGGGACAUGGUGGUUAAUUGAAUUACUUCAUAUAACCGUCUGCCCUGCCGCAAUUCUCAUUAAAGCAGGACUCAGUGCCAACUACUUUACAGUGACAGCUAAUAGUGAUUAUGAUAAAUUUCUGCAAAAACUUUUGGACAAUAAAAAAGUUUGUCAUAAAUCUCCUAAAUUAGAUGCAAAUAUAUUAGAUCUAG